This is a messenger RNA of Aureobasidium vineae, 1299 nucleotides long. The record is from the annotation of a GenBank genome assembly. Lineage: Eukaryota; Fungi; Ascomycota; Dothideomycetes; Dothideales; Saccotheciaceae.
AUGCUUUCCGCGCGCUGGUCUGAACAGCACUCGCGCCUUCCACCCCACUCUCGCCAUCAUAACAACACCUCGGCAACCAACAUCGCCUCAGUUUCUGACGGCAUUGUCCCUAGAGUUGUCACCAUCACUGACAAUCACGACUUGACCCUCCGCGCCACCGAGUACACCGAGCCGCUCAAGGCCGGUGAAGACGGCCGUGACAAGAUCAAUGCUGUAGUUGACUUCCACGUCACCCGUCAGACUCUGAUUGAGAACUCCGAGUCUGAUCUCAUGAAGAAGCUCUUGACGACCUCUGAGUUCGCGAAGGCAGGCAAAGGCACCAUCAACCUUGACGAACACGAUCCUCGUGCCGUCGAAGUCAUCCUCUGCGCCGUGUACCGUAAGGACGAGAUCUGGAAGUCAUCUGUCCUCGGUANNGAGAUCAUCGCACGCAGCCUCGAUCUUGACUGGGAGGACUUGUGGGAACUUGUCGUCUCCAACCGCUUUCUCAAGAUAAAGUCUCUUUACCUCAACGAAUGGUUUGGAGCCUGGUAUGAAAGACAUGGCCGCUACCACGAACGUGGCUCCAACCUGUUGUAUCCAUGCUUCGUCUUCAAUCACGCCAAAGGCUUCAUGACAAUCACCAAGAAGAUGGUCCACGACGACCCUCACAAUAUCGAGGAGCACAAGAGCAAGGAGCAUAAGAGCCAGAAGCACCCUGAUCUGCGCGUUCCACCUCGCGUCUUUAGUAAGNUAUCGCAUCCAUCAGAUUGUUUGAUCCCACUAACGGUAGAUACAGGCGCCCUUAAUCAAGCUCGUGGCUAUCUUAGAGAUUCUCUCUUUAAAAUGAUUUGGAACCCAAUCAGUGAUGUGCUGGAGUCUUCGUGCAGCUGUAAGGAAGACACUUCCUUCCAGUACUUCAAGGCUCUCAAAAACACUGAAGGAUAUCCCAUUGACCAGCAGAGGUACAAGUCGGUCAACAAAGUCUGUCAGGACCUUGACAGCUUCUCUGGACAGCUGAGCUUGUCCAAGUCUCGCAACAAGUGCCACAAGUGUCGUAAAGACUGGGUCGAGGUCGUGGUGACCGCAAUCAGGGAGGCCAGAACGCGCUUCGAUGGUUUAUGCCUUGAUUGCACGAACCAUACGGAGCACAGGUUCCUUGAAGAUGACAGUGAGUACUGGGGAUACGUUGCGGCCAAGCAGUGGUCCAAGCACUGCCGUGUCUCGCACGAUCAAUCCUCCUGGUAUUCGUCCUUCAACACGAGAGACUGGCUGCUCAAGCGUGACAGAGUUGGCACAAACCGCCAACACUCGGCGUAG